Messenger RNA from Schistosoma curassoni, 6975 nucleotides. Lineage: Eukaryota; Metazoa; Platyhelminthes; Trematoda; Strigeidida; Schistosomatidae. The record is from the annotation of a GenBank genome assembly.
CAUAGAUAGAAUAAGCGCCUCAACGUAAUUCGGAGUAUCAGAGUAGGGAGUGGUUGUCCAGUUGAAUGUUUAGUUUAUUGAGAGACAUAUCUAUCGAUACCUAUUUCGCAACAAUUCCCUCAGCAAGUUACAUGAGAUGUUCCUAUAACCAUCAUUGAUAGAAUGGGAAACCAUUUUAACCUGUCAAAGGUGUAUUUAACAUUCAGCUCUCUCACAUCAGGCAUUAAUUCAUCUGUUAUUUUUUGUUUCACGAUAUAGUUCUUCGUCGAGAAUAUGUAUAAAUUGAGAUUCUAGGAAUAAGAAUGGAAAUAAUUAAGUUAAAACAAAAAUCGGGUUUUGAUAUGCUUAUUCUGAAUUACCUUCAUUAAAACGAAAGUACAGAAGUAAUGUCUAGUGUUCAAAGGAUAAAAAACAUUGAUUAUAAGCUUAUAAACUUUUGGCUUUAUUAUAAUGACAAUUUGGAUUACUUUCAAACUUUAUUCAUCAGUAAUCGCUGAGCAAAGCUACUCCAUUUCAUCUAACUACAUUCAGUUAAUGCAAUCCUGAACUCUAAAUUGCAUACAGUUCUCUUUAAAUUCCUCCGGAAAUUAGUACAGCUACUGAUUUUUCCACUAGCUUUCCUUUGUAAGUGACAGCCCUAGCUACUCCGAACCUAAUUCUUGUAAAAAUAUCUAUUUAGUAAAAAUCAAAGAAGACAAAUUUACAUUCCGAUUAGUCGAAUUACACAUAGAUUUCAUACACUGACUUUUAACUAAAAAAGUGUCAAACUGGAUGAAUAUCACUUGAAGGAGAAGUAAUGAACUUAUUUAUAUAAUGACAGUUCGCUGAAAGUCAAUCGAAGAAAAUUAAUUAUAAACCUAUCUAAUCUUACAAUUGGUUUCUUCCUAGUAUGUUGUGUUUUGGGGUUCAACAUCCUUAACAAUAAAUCAAGUUUAUUGUUUGUCUUUAAAAAUGCCACAAAUAUCAAAGUACAUCUUUGUAAUAGCGUUUAAAUCUUAUUCCUUGUCUUUUUUGAGAUUUCCCUCUUUGGUCUUGAGAGAAAGCGUAAAAUAAUUUUUACAUUCUUAAUGAUCAUUAGCAUCCAGAAGUUCUCCCAUGAAAAAAUAAAGACAAAAGCGUUAAUAGAUAAAUAUGUUUUAUUUCAUAGGUUCCCAGCAACUGUAAGCAACCAACUCUAUAUUUACAGUCAUUUAUAACCAAAUGAAUAACUCCUUCAAAGUGGGAGCAACCUCUUGAAUAUCAACAGUGCAAGUGAGUAAAUUUACAACAGUCCAAUAACCAAAGCAAUUAUUUUCUAUAUUUAUUGCUAAGUGAAUAAUGCUUAGAUAUGUCAUCUAUUUAUUUCUGUAUUUUGGUUACGCCAAUGUUUCUGUAUGAACUUACAGUUCUAGUGCUGUUAAGUUCCAGACACCUAAGAUUCAGUUUUGGUGUCGUAUUUCUUAAUAUUUGGGUCUUCAGAAAUUUCUUAUACAUAAAACGGUAUUCGAGGGUGAUUCAGAUCAUCAAAAUUGUUUAUUGCUUAUUUCUUCAAAAGAUAGUAUAGUUUCAAGUUAGUUGAUAAUCUUUUUACAUCAAAAUCGUACACUGAUAAAUCUCACACAAUUCACUCUGCAAAUAUUUUCUUGUUGGUUAAACGUUUAAUAAUAAUAACUAUAUAUUCAGCAUUUAUAAACUAGUUUAGUUUUAUUUUAUAUAAUGUAGUAUUUCGCGAUACAAAAGCUGCAUAAAUAGUUUUUUUUAUGAGCGGGAUAUUUCUUAUUCAUACUCAUAUACGAUUCGUCGUAAAGAUAGUUAUUUUUAACGUGCGUGAUUCAAUAAUCACUAUUGAGAAUAUUAUUUACUGUAUUAUUGUAAAAUAUAGUUAUCUGAUAUUUAAAUAUAUCUUUAGGUGCAAAUGAUUCUUGACUUAUUUGUUUUUUUUCUUUGUGUUUCAUUUAACAGUCAAUAAUAUACUACCCACACUACUUAUAUUAGUUGUAGUUAUUAUGGUUAUGUUUGAUUUGAAGGGUUAGGCAUUGUAUUUUCUUCUCAUUAGUUAGAAUAUAUUCUACUCUCAGUUCUAUCACACCGAUUUCCACUAGGAAUUUUAUCUUGUAGCAGUCGCUUAGUAGCUAAAUCUCUUUACCUUCAACCGUUCGAUCUUGAGCUUAAGUCGGACACAUUCACCUUGAUUUCAUAGUUCAGGCUGUAUCACUGAUCAUCACGCAAAUAGCGCGACUCAAAGUUACAGUUCAUAAACUUAUUGUUGCUCAAAUAGCUGAAUUUUUUCUUUCAAGAACCUUUUUUUCUCUCACUAAAUCUGUAUUCAGUUUUCAUGCAUGUCACAGGUUUUAACUUUAUACCAGCUACCUGGAUAGCAGUCAGUAUUUUUCAUAAAAUAAGUUUGAUAGUUUAGUAUUUAGACUAUUACAGGAUUAUCGAUUAACUUUUAUUAACAGUCAAUUAUUUUAAUUUAUUUCCCUUGUUAUACCUACCAUUCUUUGAUUUGUAUGCUUUUUUAGUAUACUAUAUUGAACUUGACAAUAAGGCGAUUGAAAUUGUUGGAAAGUAGCUUCUUUGCAAAUGCUGGAUUUCCAUGGGAAGCACUAUUUCCGUCACACCCAUGUACAUUCUACAGCAAAACUUCUCACCCGGACUUUGUAUUUGUUACUUUUAGUCUUAGUGCUCUCCAAUCGACAUGGCUAGUUUAUUAAGACUUAGAAAAAUAAGUAUGUCUGUCAAAACGGCUUGAUAGAGUGAUAUAAGUUUGGAAGUCCAACUAUCAUAUCUAGGUAGCGGAUACAGCCGAAUCAUGUCGCGGCAUGUAACAUCAAUCCAGUCUGUUUUAAAGUAUUGAUUUUAUAUACAAUAUUUUUAAAAUCUGGUCAAUGUGGAAGGUUGUUUUUUAAGGUAUCUAUUUUUCUAGUAGAAAAUUUUAUUCCAUCAACAUAUGAGAUAAUAUUUUAUGCUAUUUUUAUGUGUGACUUGGGGGUAUUUAACGUGUGUCAUCCUGAUGCUAUUUUGAUAAAGAUUAAAUAAAGGAAGGGAAAUUUUAUUUUAUGCACUUCAGAAGCUGUUUAGUGGAAGAUUAGUACAUAUUAGCACAUCUAGACUCUUUGAAUGGGCUUAUGACACCCAGGGUACCAAGUAAUUCAUGAUAUUAUCUGUGGGUACGAAGAAAAGGUGAUUUAAAUCGUAAUAUUUUUCAUUCCCUCCACCUAUAUAAAUAACAAUAAAGCUUUACCGACACUGUCGGGACAAUUUUUGUUUGGUAGUUUGCAAUUAUAUUUUUCCUUUUUUUAAUUUGUGUCCACUACUUUUCAUUAUCUUUAUGUUCCAUUUUCCCAUUAGGUAAUUACAUUUUGCUACUUGUUGAAAUAUAUUAUAAGUAAUUCAUAUGCGAUAUGUUGUUUUCAUAAUACAGUAUGAAUUACUUUAAGUAACCAGACAACAUAUCACUAUUUCGUCAGGACUCUGGCAAAAUAAAGUAAUAUUAUCGCUUUGAGAAACAAUACAAGCAUGUUCGCGGUGCGAUUCUCUCUCCCCAUGGGGAAAUUGUUUCUUGACGUGUGGUCUGCACCAGCACCUAAAGUAAUGAUGAGUGAAGUAUUCGAGCAUGUUGACCACUUCACUUACCUUAGAAGUUUCAUCAGCCUUGUUGGGUUAGAACCUGAAAAAAUCUUAGCACGGAUUCAGAAAGCUCAGUCAGCUUUUGCCAGCUUGCGUCACUUGUGGCGUGGGCGAGAUAUCCAACUAACAGCUAAAGGACAAGUUUACUGCGUAGCAUUUCUUCGCCUCCUACUUUAUGGCUGUGAAGAACGGUAUUUAAAAGUCUGAGAAAUGUGCAGGCUUCAGCGUUUUGAUCAUAGUCAUCACAGUAUUGCUAGCAUUUCGUUAGAUGACCAUGUGAGCAAUGUUCAGGUUUUUCACAGGGUAAACAAAUUUAGGAAAUUGGUUGAUGAGUUUGUAAAUCUUCGUCGUCUGAAGUUGUUAGGGCAUGUGUUGCGCAUGCGUAAUCACCGGCUACCUUGAUAAGUGAUGUUUGCUGGUGUAGAAAUUUGUUGGGAUAAGGCUAGGGACUGCCAAAAAAUAUGUAAUCAUAUCAUGGAGUCGUUGAUCUGAGUCACGAUGGUGAUGACAGACUACUCGACUGAGGUCCGCGUUAUAAACGCGAUUAACGGUUUGAGACUUUGAGUGACAUCGUUCACAUUGACCCAGAUGCAUUCAUUACAUGUAUUCCUCUCGAACUCAAAUUUCAGUAUUGAUUGGUACAAUGUUUUUUGACUCCGUCUAUUUGAAGCUUUUUAUCAGCGUUCUCAUAACCAUUGUUACUACGUUAUUUCAAUCUUCUUGAUUAUUUAUUUUCAUCUUAUCGUGCUGAUGUCGUGUGGCAUCUUGCUCUAAGACACAUCUUUGGCGAUCCUACUUUGAUGGCAACUGGACUCAAAUACUAGAGAAAUCUCAGUUUAUACUGAGUAUAUAUUUUGGGUGAUUAACUAUGUAAUUUAUGUUUAAAUACCAACUUUCAACCAAUUCAUUUGUGGAUAGCAAACAUCCCGUCAUAUGGUAAAUUAAGUUUCACUGUUGUUACCAGGCAAUGUAUUUUCUUCCCCUUCAAAUGCGCUGGUACGGCCAAGUAUGGGAAGGGUCAAUCCUCCCUCUCGAAAUGCUCUCACACGGCCACGCAUAUACAGCCAUUGCCAGGGAAGUACUGCUCACUGUCUUCUCUCGGAGGGAGCGUUGUUUACGAAAUUGAGAGGACGAAAAGCGAAUUUCCGGCAUUUCGGCUGGGUUAAAGGACACGGAGGAUCCACCUAGUGGAUUCGAAAAACCGUGAUUCCGAACCAAUGGUGCACAUGGGCUUCAAAAUUGUGAGAGAAUAAAUGACUUAUGAAUCUAUUUUUAGUCACUGACUACUUUGAACUGGAUCUCCUAACGUUGCUCCACUGCCUUAUGGAUCAGACUUUUAAGUUGAAGACUUGAGGAGUGGCUCCGUAAGGAAACUACCUGUUUUGUUUUGUUUCUCGGACAUUAUCACAGCCUUUAUACAAAUCCCUGAUAACUACUACUGGCCUUAUUGUUGUGUGGCGCAUAUGUAUUUGGUGCCUCGUUGUACCAAUGUUUUUGUAUGUAAAUAAAUAAAUAAGGUCUCUUUUUAUAGCUCUUCUUUAAUCCUUUUGUUUACUUUAUAUUUCUGACAGUUCAUCCCACGAGCAUAUUUCUUAAAAAAGUAGAAUGCUUGCUUCCGGUGCAGGGACUGGAGGUAGUAGUACACCAGAUUCAAAUGAAUUUGUUCGUGGUACUAGUCCCGAAUUUACAGACGAAUUAGGUGAACUUGUUCCAGUACUUGACUCAAUACAUUUAGUUCCAUAUAAAAAAAGUUCCCUAGUUGGUUCCUCCUCUCCUUUUGAUCCUAAAAAAGUUAAAGUUACUGUUCAGCGUCCUGGUGACCAAAAAGCCUAUCAAUGUGGACCACAUCUUAGAAAAACCAAGAAAACAGACUCAGAUGCUAUCAAAGAAAUUAAUCGUUGUCGUGAGGAGAAUACUACACGUUUAGACUUAACUAAAGGUCAAUUACACUUUCUACCACCAUCAAUACGUGAUGUCGCACAUCAUCUAAAAGAACUUUAUCUGUAUUGCAAUAAAUUAGUGAAUUUGCCGAAUGAAAUUGGCACAUUGUUUGCAUUGGAAAUUUUAAUGGUACAAGAGAAUUCAUUAAGUGAUCUACCAGAAACAUUAGCACAAUGUACACAAUUACGUGUAUUAGAUAUAAGACAUAAUAAAUUAUGUGAAAUCCCUCAAGUUGUUUAUAAACUACAUAACUUAACACAUUUAUUUCUACGUUUCAAUCGAAUUCGUGUAGUGGAUGAAGAAAUUAAAUAUUUAACCAAGCUUCAAGUUCUUAGUUUACGAGAGAAUAAAAUCCAUACACUCCCAGCUGAUCCUGGUAUCGGUCAAUUGACCAAUUUGAUUACAUUAGAUGUUUCACAUAAUCAUUUGGAGCAAUUAUCUGAAAAAAUUGGUCAUUGUCAAAAAUUGUGCACAUUAAGCUUACAACAUAAUGAACUACGUUCGCUACCGAAUACAAUUGGUGAUUUAAAAAUGUUAGAAAAUAUUGGCUUGAAAUACAAUCACUUGGAAUCAUUACCAGAUUCGUUAGCACUUUGCACAAAUCUCUUAGAAUUAAAUAUUGAAGGCAACAAUAUUUGGCAAUUACCGGAGGGACUGCUAACACAUUUGAAAAAAGUUUCCUGUGUGACAUUGUCAAGAAAUUAUUUUAAUAUUUUUCCAUCUGGUGGUCCUCAGCAAUUUACUUCAAUACAAUCUCUCAAUAUGGAGUACAAUCAAAUAACUCGAAUACCGUUUGGUAUAUUUUCACGAGCAUCAAAUUUAACUAAAUUAAAUAUGAAAGAUAAUCAAAUCGGUGCUUUUCCACCAGAUAUUAAAAGUUGGACAAGUUUAGUUGAAUUAAAUGUUGGUACAAAUCAAUUAACAAAGCUUCCAGAUGAUAUAGAAUAUUUAAUUAAUUUGGAAGUAUUAAUUUUGAGUAAUAAUCAAUUAAAACAAAUCCCAGUAACUAUUCGAGAAUUACAAAAACUACAAGUUUUAGACUUGGAAGAAAACCAUUUAGAAAGUUUACCGCCAGAUAUUGGUUAUCUAGGUGAACUUCAAAGAUUGGUGGUCCAAUCGAAUAGACUGACUAGUUUACCUCGAGAAAUUGGUCGCUUAUAUAAUUUGAUUUAUUUAGCCGUUGGUGAAAAUGAACUACAAAGUAUACCAAAUGAAAUUGGUGAUCUACAUAAAUUGGAAACAUUAUAUUUAAAUAAUAAUUUGAACUUACAUGAUCUUCCAACUGAAUUAGCUAUGUGUUGUAGUCUACAAAUGAUGUCCAUUGAAAAUUGUCCUUUAACUCAAAUUCCUGUUGAAGUUGUAACUGGUGGUCCUUCACUAGUAAUUCAAUAUCUACGUCUACAGGGCUCUUUCAGUCAUAUAUGA